Messenger RNA from Phyllotreta striolata, 1804 nucleotides. Lineage: Eukaryota; Metazoa; Arthropoda; Insecta; Coleoptera; Chrysomelidae. The record is from the annotation of a GenBank genome assembly.
CGGGGCGCUGGAUAUAUAUUUUAUUGUUUGCGAAAAAUUCGCGACGGUUCGGUGCUGGUGCGUUGUGGAUAUCUUUUUUUUUAUUUCGAUAAUUCGAGUGAAUUUUGUUUGUUGUUCGACAGUGAUUGUUUGAAAUUGUGUUUGCUAUCAACGAUAUUGGAAUGUCGUCGCCGAAUCGAGACCCCGAAAUCAACGUCGUCUCCAGCCCGGAAUCGUCCAGCAGGAACGCUUCCCCGGAACCGGACACCUAUCGCUUGAUCAACCACGGCCCCCACGCCGCCUAUCCCCUCAUCAAAACCGUCGACGACGACAACGACAGAACCGACAAGGAGGCGAAGGCCAAAUCAGCCGGCGGCUCCACCAACUUCUCCAUCUCCAGCAUAUUGAGCAGAGCCGAUCCGACGGUGAAGAAGAACGGCUUCAUGGGAACCGUCCACGGCGGAGGCGGCGUCCUCGAAACCGGCCUGGCUGGCGCCGCCGACGGCGGAGUGUUAUCCAGAUUAGGAUUGAUGUCGCAUUUCGGCGCAUUAGCAGCAGCGAGCAGCCGAUAUGCUGCGUUAUGCGGCACACCGACAGAUCCCAGGACCCUGCCUUGGUACUGGGGCAGGAUACCUUCUCAGAUUCCCAAGGAACAAUCCAGUCCUAACGGCGGUUCGACGACGGAAGAACCGAGCCCGCCAACGUCGCCGCGCGACAACCAACAGUCGUUGAACAACAACCAGGAGAGCCGCUCGUCGAGACCGUCUUCGCCGUCGGACCACCAGCGUUCGCCGACGUCGAGCCCCAACAACUCCACCAUCAUAUCCGCCUCGCAUCCGGCCUUCCUCGACCAGAAUUACCUCAGCAUGCGCUCGAAGAGCCCCUUCAGGGACAACGAUAAUCUCGUCAUCGAGGAGGACGUCGAGGACGAGGAGAGCGACUACGACAACGACAAGGACAAGAAGGCCAACAACGCUGGCAUGAGUCCCGGCAAUUCGAUGUCUAACAAGAGGAAAAAGAAGACGAGAACGGUGUUCUCGAGGUCGCAGGUGUUCCAGCUGGAGAGCACCUUCGACAUGAAGCGGUACCUGUCGAGCUCCGAGCGCGCCGGACUGGCGGCCAGUCUGCAUCUCACCGAAACUCAGGUGAAAAUCUGGUUUCAAAACCGCCGAAACAAAUGGAAGCGACAGCUGGCGGCGGAGUUGGAGGCGGCCAAUAUGGCGCACGCGGCUCAACGUUUGGUGCGAGUGCCGAUUUUGUACCACGAAUCGGCCAACGGUUCGAUCAGGCACCCGUUCGACCAGAACCACCCGCUGGGAUUGCACCAUCCGCUGGAGGGGCGGGAUAGCGCCGGUGCGGGCGGCAGUUCGGUGGUGUCGAGUCCCGGUUAUCCGAGUAGUUUGUACUAUCACCACCAGGCGGCGGUGGCGGCGGCGGUGCAUAGUUUACCGUCGAGUCCAGUGAGUAGGCCACCCAUGUCCGGAUUGGUGUGAAUCGGCUUGGUUCCGAUAAGUUAUGCCAAUAUACCUAAUAGAUAAAAUCCGAGAAAGUGAUAUUUGAUUUGUAUAUAUAAAAUAAAAUGGGUUUAGUGCAACAAAACGCUUCGUUUUUCUAUAUGUAUCGUACAAAAAAUCACAAAUCGCUUCGUUUCGUUUUUCUCUUUGAAACUGCUCAAAAUAAAUAAAAAAAUAUAUAUUGUGAUUUUUUGUAAUUUGUGCAAAAUGUGACAUAAUAAUAAAGUUAUUGUACAUAGUUUUUUUUUCUUAAAUGUAUUUUUUUUUCUGUAGGUAUAUAUUUUGUACAUAUUUCGAUUUGUAAGCAUCGG